Rubroshorea leprosula is the source of this 1826-nucleotide messenger RNA. The record is from the annotation of a GenBank genome assembly. NCBI's taxonomy places the organism in Eukaryota, Viridiplantae, Streptophyta, Magnoliopsida, Malvales, Dipterocarpaceae.
AGGUUACAUUACAGUGAUGCCUCACUUUGCUCACACUAGUUGACUUGCACCUCAGGCAAUGAAAGGUGGAGUUCCUUCAUGCUGCCUCUUGCCUAUUGCGACAUUGAAUUAGCUACAUGUUUUUGACAAAGAUGGUAUACAGUAACCUGAAGUCUUCAUUUCUUAGGGCCAAGUUUCAAUAGGGUUCUUCAGCCAGAUUAAGUGAUUGACCAUGAAUUCAGGCACUUGUAGUUUAUGCUGAAGAGAAGCAAUCAAACUUUGCUCAAUUUUGCAAUGUUGCCCUUCUUUAUCUGUUGGGUGUAAUUAAGGCCUUGAACUUUUCAAUUAUGAAAGUUAUUAUGUUUUUAGUUUUAUAUGGUUGCAAUAUGAUAUAGGUGAUAGAGGCAUGCAAUGAGUGUAUCUUUUUCUGUCUUGGUUUCUUCAUUUGUUUCUUUUGCUAAUGGUCCCUUAUUUCUAAGAAAAAAAUAUAAAUGAUUGAUCUCAUGGUGUACCUCUUUUUAGGGGAUUAAGAGUGAUGUGAGAACAAGCUCAGGCAUGUUUUUGAACCCUUCAGAGAGAAAGUAUCCAAUGGUACAGGCAAUUGAAAAGCGGAUUUCAGUCUUUUCCCAAGUGCCUGUAGAAAAUGGGGAGCUGAUACAAGUUUUAAGGUGGGGCUCUGACUUAAUUAUCUCUUCAGCAAAAUGUUGGGAAUGAAAAAAAUCUCUUUAAAUAAUUGUUUACAAAGAUGAAGACUGAUAUGCUUUAUUAUCAAGGCUAACAUCUAACGCAGCACAGGUAUGAACAGCAUCAGUUUUACAAGCCUCACCAUGAUUACUUUUCUGACACUUUCAACCUGAAACGUGGUGGUCAGCGAAUAGCAACAAUGCUUAUGUAUUUAAGUGAUGGUGUUGAAGGGGGAGAAACGUAUUUUCCUAUGGUAUUUAUUUUAUGAUACUUCUGCUUUAGUAUAUGAGACAAAUGGUAAUCUUCUGCUGCAUAUGGGGGGAUGGAUACUUUAAAUGGAAAAAUACAGGCAUUUUGCUCAAGAAAUUUCCCUAAGUUUAUUAUAUUGGGGUUAUUUUACUAUUUUGGUGUAAUUUUAGGAUUUACGAGUCCCUGAAUUAGUUACUUAUUUUUUAGGUUGCUAUCUAUAGCUUUUCUAUUUCUGCUAUGAUUAUCAUUGGGGUUAAUUAUGUCUUUUUGAAUAUCCUCCAUCAUACUAAUCAAGUCAUAAAAUUGCAUCAAAUUUACAAAAAAUGUUCCAAUGAAAAUGACGUCUUCUCAUUCUUUCUUAAACUGCAUCAUUUAUGUCUUUAUUAAUUCGUACUUCUGGAAAGUUUCAUGCUUAUCCUUUUGCUUUAUGAAACUUAGGCUGGUUCAGGUGAAUGUAGCUGCGGUGGCAAGACCAUGAAAGGGAUGUGUGUAAAACCAAUCAAAGGAGAUGCAGUGCUUUUUUGGAGCAUGGGACUAGAUGGACAGUCAGAUCCAAAUAGCAUACACGGAGGGUGUGAGGUAUUGUCUGGGGAGAAGUGGUCAGCAACAAAGUGGAUGAGGCAGAGACCUACUACCUGAUUUUAAUUUUUGCCUGUUUCGUUCAUGCAGUCUAAAACGCCUUCAAAUUCCACGAAAGUACUGUAGUGUAGUUGCAUGUAUUCCAGAUUCGAAAUAUCAAUUACAAAUCAUCUUAUACAGAGAUAGUGAUGUAUAGGUUGACGGUAAGCAUAUUUUGAACAUUUGAUCUAGUAACAAUGUUGUUCUUGCUUACCAGGCCUUCUCCGAGCUUCGAAGGCUAUAGACAUUGCUCUAGUAUGGACUUCCUGUAAACUUUCAUCCAAUUCCAUUUUUAA